AUGAAGACUAAGCUGCAGCUGACACUUAAAAUGAAUGAUCUAGGAGAUAUUAAAUACUUUCUUGGCAUUGAUUUUGCUAGGUCACAAAAAGACAUUCUAAUGCACCAAAGGAAGUACACUCUAAAGCUGAUUUCUAAGAUUGGACUAGGAGCUGUAAAACCUGCAGCAACACCUAUUGAAGCCAACAUCAAACUGUCCACUAAGGAGUAUGAUGAACAUACUGGCAGCUCUAAUGCAACUGAUGAUGAAGUGUUAACAGACAUCAGCCGGUAUCAAAGGUUACUGGGAAAACUACUCUACUUAACUGUCACAAGGCCAGACAUAGCAUAUAGUGUUCAGACACUAAGCCAGUUUAUGCAGAAACCAAAAAGAUCACAUUUGGAAGCUGCUCAAAGGGUGGUUAAAUAUGUGAAGAAUCACCCAAGCCAAGGCAUACUGUUAUCUAACAAACAGAGAAACACUAUCACUGCAUAUUGUGAUGUAGACCGGGCAACAUGUCCUAUCACUAGGAAGUCAAUAACAGGCUUCUUCGUCAAAUAUGGUCAUUCCCUGAUAUCCUGGAAGUCAAAGAAACAAAGCACCAUUUCUAGGAGUUCUGCAGAAUUUGAGUAUAGAAGCAUUGUAUCAACUGUAGCAGAAUUGGUGUGGAUACUUGAUCUGUUCAAAGACAUUGGUAUAUAA
Messenger RNA from Nicotiana attenuata, 681 nucleotides. RefSeq lists its product as uncharacterized. The transcript has a single exon. The record is from RefSeq and is a predicted model, not a curated record. NCBI's taxonomy places the organism in Eukaryota, Viridiplantae, Streptophyta, Magnoliopsida, Solanales, Solanaceae. The coding region runs from base 1 to 681 and encodes 226 amino acids.